CGUCUUUAUAUAUGUUCUGUGCCGUCGUCGAUGGCACGUCGGGCACGUCGCAGUGUCCAACGGUGUCGGUGGAACGUCUUGGUGUGUACUUGGAUGUGGUCGAUCCGUUCGGCCAGCCAUUGACGUCAAAUAACGUCGAACGGUCUCGCCGUCGUGAAAAAAAUUCCUGGAGCAAGACAGUCUACCCGGAGAAAGGGGCGACGGGGAGGAAAGGUGAAGCGGCGCAUCCCCUGUGACUUGUGAGGCGAAAGUGAACGGAAAGGGAGAGAGAGAGAGAAUGCGUGACGUGAUGAAUCUCACGUCCGCUGCGUGAUCGGCCGCGUGACAUGAGAGACGCACACCGACGAUAAUUCAACUGCCAGGACGGCGACGAGGGAGGGUGCGAGGGAGUGAAUAAUUCUCGGAAGAUGCUUUUGCAGGAGGGACGCGAUGAGGGCUCUGAGCACCGGCGAGGUAUCCACCGCAUUGAGGCCGUUUUACUUUACCGUUCAUCCCGAUCUGUUCGGCCAGUAUCCUACGCAGAGGACAGUGAAUGAAAAUUCUUUGAAGCAAUUAAGUUCAAUCUUAGAAACCUUGCAACAAAAACAACCUAUACGGCCGACUAUUUUGCCCUUUUAUCUGCGAUCGAAAGAUGAGAAAGACGUGAAGGCUGGUAAAUUCACGCUUGUUAAAAUACAAUUGAAAGAAAAGGAUCUGAGGCAAGCUAUACUUUCCAUCUUAAAAACAUGCGAUCUACCCACAACGUUUGUCGACAAAAUAGAGGAACCGAAACCUUCUGUCACUAAGCACAAAUCCAGAUUUUGGCAACGCGCGUAUUCUGGAGAAAGAAUAGACUUUUCGGAAUUGGAGGAGGAUCCUAUUUAUGCAUCGAUUAUUAUGAAACGCAAGGUUAAUGCAGAGCCAGAUACAUUGAAAGCGUAUCUAGAUAAGCACAUCAAUGAAGUACAUGUUAAACUGGAGGCAUGCAGACCAGUGAGAGACGAGGUGGAGAAACUGGAGAAAGUACUAUGCAGCGUGUUGGGUCUAAAAGAUAUCAUAUGGGACUGUGGUUGGAAUAUCACUCAUUAUCGCGGCUGUUUAUUAGCCUUUCAAGCGUUAGCCGAGCAUCAUCCGGAAUCGAUGGAAGUAUUGAGGAAUCGCACUCUUGUGUUUGCAAAUGAUACUGGUAUCAGUUUAGAAGGCAAUGUUAUGCUAAAUUCUGGAGAAGUCAGGCACAAUUGGCUCGACCUAAUAAAGAAUGUAAAAAAGCAUGAUGCUGUUUUGUUGAAAUUGCCAGCGUUUGAGAAGGCAGUCUCCCAAGUACUCCUCGACAUUAAAGUUGGUCGACGGGUGCUCUAUAUGUGCAGGAAAUUCAUGCCUAAGGUAAUGGUCGGCCAGUAUGAGCAACAGCUGCGACAACUCACAACCACGCUCUCAGAUUAUCGUGGCAAAAGAAAAUAUCCGAGUUCGUGGCCGGCCAAUCUGUCAACUUACGAAAUUGUCAUCGAAGCCGAAGCAGGUCCUUUGAUGUUAUCGCCGACUGGACAAUUCAUUGUACCGUCGUCUUGUCCAAGUUUUCUUUUGGUAAAUUUUAUUACGGAAAACUUAGAGGAGGCUACAAAAAGACUAUAUCACUAUAAUAACAUAAAGCACGUGGAACGGGAACUUCAUCGUAAGACUAUCAAAGAAUUAGGUUUAGCUGCUCUUAACAAGGACGACAGCAUUACACCGGAUCUUAUGAUACAGUGUUGCGAACGACUGCUUCUACACAAAAAGGAUCUGGCACCAUCGCUUGAGGGCGUCAUGCUCUGGGUUACUCAUUAUUAUUCUGUUAUGAGCGAUGGCGUUCUUUGUGUGCCAUGGGAUUGGAGGUUCUAACUUUCGAUAAAAAAA
Molecule: messenger RNA, 1872 nt
Organism: Mycetomoellerius zeteki
Lineage: Eukaryota; Metazoa; Arthropoda; Insecta; Hymenoptera; Formicidae
Product: T-cell activation inhibitor, mitochondrial
Exons: 8
Coding region: 430-1857 (475 amino acids)
Cellular component (GO): mitochondrion
Source: RefSeq, a predicted model, not a curated record